AUUCGACAAAAAAAAAUAACCGUACCUUAAACAAGCUCCAAAGACAAAAAUAAAUUGUCGUUACCUGAACGAGCUCGAUUGGUAAUCAAGCUCACCGUUGGCUUCUCGCGCAUGCGCAUUAGGAGAGCGCUCUAAAAAACAAGUAAGCCAACAGCACCACUCUGUGGUAGGAAGCGGUAAGAACAACAAGGCGGAACAAACGUAACGUUUCCUAAAAAUCAAAAGUCUGUCAGCAAAACAGUCGAGCGGACGCAUUCCAAAUUCAACCUGACUGCUUUUCCAUUUCAGGUAAAUAAGAAUAUAUGGAUACAUCAUAGAGAUUGUGUAAAUAAUUCCAAAAGGUUUACCUUCAUCUGAAACUUAAUUGAAUUUCUUAAAAUUGCUUGACUUCUAUCCUGCUUGCAGGUAAACGUUACAAUAAAAUACUUUUGGAUUAAAAUUAACAGGUGGCGAGGAGUUGGGGAACGGAAUUAAAAAUUAAUUUUCAAAAAAUCAGUCACAAUGGGACUUGGAGUAAAUAAUUUAAGAACCACAUUAGAUCGUUAUAUUUUGCAUUGUGGCCAAAGUUGGCAUUCAAACAAAAACAAAUAUAUAAAUCCAUAUUUCUGUGUUUAUUUUUGACAUUUUUUAGUGUUCUCAGCAUGGAGGUGGCAACCAGGAACGGUGAUUGCAGAAUCCAUAGCUUCAAGGCAGCAGACCUUGUUAUCAAGCUACCCAUGGUUCCGGUAACCCAGCCCGAUGUGGCCACCUUCGGGACGGUCUUCACCAACCACAUGCUGACCAUCGAGUGGGACGCCUCCAAAGGCUGGCAGGCGCCACUCAUCCGGCCUUUCAAGAACUUGUCGCUUCACCCAGCCUGCUCAUCACUGCACUAUGGAAUUCAGCUGUUCGAAGGUCUCAAGGCUUACCGUGGCGAUGACAAUCGAGUCCGUCUCUUCAGGCCGAUGCUCAACAUGGAACGCAUGGUCAUCACCGCAAGGAGAGCUUGUCUACCAAUAUUCGACCCAUCAGAGUUGCUCGAGUGUAUCAGGAAACUUGUCGAAGUCGACCAGAACUGGAUCCCUUCCUCCAACACAACCAGUUUGUACAUCAGACCUACAUUGAUCAGCACCGAGCCAUCUCUGACUGUAGAAAAACCCGGCCGAGCCUUGCUGUUUGUCAUCAUGAGCCCCGUGGGUUCUUACUUUACGGCGUCCAAAGAGAUAUCCUUGUGGGCCGACCCGAAGUACACACGGGCCUGGGAAGGAGGGACCGGAGACUGCAAGAUGGGAGGGAACUAUGGUGGCACCUUAUUUGCGCAACACGAGGCGAAGGAUUGUGGAUGUCAACAAGUUCUGUGGUUGUACGGGAAGGACCAUCAAAUCACUGAAGUGGGAACCAUGAAUAUCUUUAUCCACUGGAUCAAUGACAACGGAGAAGAAGAGCUUGCGACGCCACCUCUGAACGGCCUCAUCCUCCCAGGCAUUACCCGACGGAGCAUCCUGGAACUCACCAGAAAAUGGGGGGAAUUUAAAGUAUCAGAGCGCGACCUGAACAUGGCCGAGCUCUGCGGCGCUCUCAAGCAGGGCCGCGUCAAGCAGGUGUUCGGUUCGGGCACUGCCUGUAUGAUCUGCCCAGUGGGGGAAAUCGUUUACUUGGGAGAGCGCUUACACAUCCCCUGUCAGGACAUGAGUUCACAGCUGAGUGCUCGUAUUUGCAAGCAACUCACAGAUAUUCAGUGCGGACGCACACCCAGUGAUUGGACAACCCUCGUCUAACUUGGACUGGAAAAUUUAACUCACAUGCAAUCUUUUCACUGUCCUUGCAUUGUACUGAGAAUGGAAAAAGAAAAUUGUGCAAAGUGCAUGAAGUGACUUGUCUCAUGCAAUCGUGCUUAAUAAAUUACAUU
Molecule: messenger RNA, 1888 nt
Organism: Syngnathus acus (greater pipefish)
Lineage: Eukaryota; Metazoa; Chordata; Actinopteri; Syngnathiformes; Syngnathidae
Gene: bcat1
Product: branched chain amino-acid transaminase 1, cytosolic
Exons: 10
Coding region: 642-1757 (371 amino acids)
Biological process (GO): L-leucine biosynthetic process; L-valine biosynthetic process
Cellular component (GO): mitochondrion
Molecular function (GO): branched-chain-amino-acid:2-oxoglutarate transaminase activity
Source: RefSeq, a predicted model, not a curated record